This is a messenger RNA of Drosophila takahashii, 2445 nucleotides long. Lineage: Eukaryota; Metazoa; Arthropoda; Insecta; Diptera; Drosophilidae. The record is from RefSeq and is a predicted model, not a curated record.
AAUUCCAAAUAACAAAACGAACAAUGCAAAUUUUAUUUAAAUUUUUUAAUGUCCUUCUAAAGUGCUAUAUGGAGAAGCUUGACUGUACCCACUCAAACACGUCACCGGCACACUCCCACUCUCGCACACACUCCCACAUACACACACGCCCACAAGCUCUGGAGAUUUGCACAAGUGCAAAGACUCGAAAAAAAAACAGAAAGAAACGAAAGAGGAAAAUCAAGAGAUUUUUUGUUGCCAGCCUUGACUAGAGCGAAAAAGCCUAAACUAAAGUAAAGUCAGUUAAAUAAUUACUCGGAAAUUGCACAACGAUGUUUGAUUGCAGCCACCGAAAAAAAGGCCAAGAAAAAAACAGAUAAAAAUCCCCACGAACAGCGGUUAAUUGUUUCAUAAUUGUGGAAAUAUAUUCAGCUGAUUAUGCGACAGACGUAGAAUAAAAAAUAAAAUAAUAUUAAUUAUUAUCAGUGAGUGGAGUGACCGUACUGAGUUUUUUUUAUGUUCUUCAAUGCAGGCGAUCCAGUAAUAAGCAGAAAAACAGACAAAUUCGCGGAAAUGGAUUACAUUGUAAAGGCCUACAAAGAUUGGAAGCUGCAUUCGCAGUUCCAAGAGAUCGUGCCCGACAUGGAUGACUCCGAAUUCAUGUUCAACGAGAAGCAAUCGAUCCGGGACUCCGGGCGCACCCUGAAGCGCUACGGGAGCACCUGCUGCAACAGCCUCCGGAACAACGAGACCCUCAUCCGGCACAUCGUUGAGAAGACGGACACGCUGCAGGGCAUCGCCCUCAAGUACGGAUGCACGACGGAGCAAAUAAGACGGGCCAACCGCCUCUUCGCCUCGGACAGCCUGUUCUUGCGUCAGUUUCUCUUGGUUCCGGUGGAGAAGAACUCGCCGUACUAUCCCCAGGUGCCGGGUGACUCGAUAGCCGCCUUCGAUGCCGUUCUGGCCACGCCACCGGGCACUCCGGACGCCAAUGGCCAGCGGGAGGCGCACAACAAUGCCAACAAUCUGAGCGAGAGCAGCAACAGCUUCAUGAAGAGCAACGACAUUAGCAGCAGCAGCAGCAGUAGCAGCAGUGGUAGCAGCAGCAGUUGCAACACAAGUGGCGCCUGUCCAAGUCCUGGAGGAUCGCGUUCCGGCGGCAGCCAACAGCAGCAGCAGCAACAGCCCCCGCAGAGGCCGUACUCCAUCGCCGGGGAGCUGCUGGUGGUGCAGGCCGGAGACGAGGAUCCAGCCAUGAUGCACGGCCACGGCGGAUGCAGCGGAAAGCAGAGCAAGAGCCUGGACUCGGUGGCCGCGAUGACGCCCGAGGAGGAGAACCGGAAAUGCAUGAACGACUUCCUCAACAAGAUCGACAACACCAUUUCCGAGUCGCGCAAAUAUGUGGAGCGCUCCAAGGACCUGGUCAACAGUCAGAGCGAUGCGGACAUCUGCAUCAGUGCCAGCGCCGACUUCUUCCCGCAGCGCCGCCAUCCGCUGAACAACUCCUACAAGACCAACAACAACGACCGUCCUCCGCAGUUUCAGCGGCACAGCUCCACGGGCAGCGGAAACUCCUCGGACACGGCGCACCUGUUGAACACGACGCAGACGCGACGGGUCCAGAAUUCGCUGAAGCGACUGGAGAAGCAGCAGGACGACUUCUUUGAGUUGUAGCACCCGUCUGCGGGUCGGAAUCUAGCCUAAUUACGCUGAGAGUUAAUUUUACAAUUCGUUUUAAUUGCCGCGCAUCGGGGAAGAUGACUUCUGUCAGCAUGUUACAUCACACGGAAACGCCGCACUCUAAAUGUAAUAUAAAUAAUGAUAUAUAUAUCGACACGUAUGCGCGAUACCUUACCUAUACGAUUAAACAUAAAUGUAACUGAGCUAAAACCUAAACUAAGCGCUGCGCUAUGCAAACCUGUAGUACGAUGACAAGGCAGUUCUGUCCCCCAUUCUUCUUUUUUUUUGAUCUUGUGUCAGCCCUGUAUAAUUGCCGCCAAUUUGCUUGCAAGAUCCGAUCUGGUCCGCAUCAAACCGAUCCGGAAGCCUUCUGUACUCCUGUCCUCCGCCCCUCCUGCCCCCCAUUAUGUUUACUUUUUGUAUGACUCUAGCUUUAAUCACACUGUGUAUAAUUUAGUUAUGAGAAUUAUUAAUGUUAAUUGUAUAUAGUCGCCAGAAAACACAACAAUCCCUGGACUGUUCUGACCGCUAACACGAAAUUGGCCAACUGUUGACGUGUAAUUUUAAUUUAUUCUUUAGCUUUCCAAAGUAUUAAACCGCAACUGAAAAUAAAUACCGUUCUAUAAAAAACUGUAACCUCAAUUGUUAAAAACAAGCAUCCACCACAAAAAAACAAUCUAAAUAUCCCAGAAACCUCAAUAUCGAACUGCACUCAUAUCGAGCCAAGUCAUGUUGUACGUGAGAAUGUUUUAUAAAAAUAAAGUGAGAAUUGUGUUGGAACAAAUG